CGCGCAAUUCGGGCUGGAGCGCUUUAAAAAACAAGCGUGCGAGCGGAGAUGCUGCUCCACACGGAUCAGGCGGCCUGCAGCAGCAACGCUCUCUGCCCCUGCGGCGGCUGCAGCCAGGGCCGCUCCCCAGGCCCGCGUGGCGGCAGCGGGCACGGCCCGGCCCCGAGGCGCUUCUCCUCGGCGCCCCCGCCGUGGGGCAGGAGCGCGGCGCCCAGCGCGGCGGUCGUGCUCUAAGCGGCAGAGGCCCUCGGCGACCCAGACGUUGCCCUCCGACCGCGGCUCGCUCCCGGCCCCCUGCCGGGGCACCAUGGACACCUCCCCGGUUGGCGUGCUCCUGUCCUUGCCGGUCCUGCUGCAGCUGGCGGCCGUGGGCGGCUCGCCGAGGCCCGGCGCGCUGCUGCGGGGGUGCCCCGCGCACUGUCAGUGCGAGCCCGACGGCAGGAUGCUGCUCAGGGUGGACUGCUCGGACUUGGGACUUUCGGAGCUGCCCUCCAACCUCAGCGUCUUCACCUCCUACCUAGACCUCAGUAUGAACAACAUCAGUCAGCUGCCCCCGAAUCCCCUGUACAGUCUCCGCUUCCUGGAGGAGUUACGUCUUGCCGGAAACGCUUUGACAUACAUUCCCAAGGGAGCGUUCGCUGGCCUUUACAGUCUUAAAGUUCUUAUGCUGCAGAAUAACCACCUAAGACAGGUACCGACGGAAGCUCUGCAGAAUUUGCGAAGCCUGCAGUCCCUGCGGCUGGAUGCCAACCACAUCAGCUACGUGCCGCCCAGCUGUUUCAGUGGCCUGCAUUCCCUAAGGCACUUGUGGCUAGAUGACAACGCCUUGACAGAAAUCCCUGUCCAGGCUUUCAGAAGUUUAUCAGCGCUGCAGGCCAUGACCUUGGCCCUGAACAAAAUACACCACAUACCAGACUAUGCAUUUGGAAACCUCUCCAGCUUGGUAGUUCUGCAUCUCCAUAACAAUAGAAUUCACUCCCUGGGAAAGAAAUGCUUUGAUGGGCUCCACAGCCUAGAGACUUUGGAUUUAAAUUAUAAUAAUCUUGAUGAGUUCCCCACUGCCAUCAGGACACUCUCCAACCUUAAAGAACUAGGAUUUCACAGCAACAAUAUCAAGUCAAUACCUGAGAAAGCAUUUGUAGGCAAUCCUUCUCUUAUUACAAUACAUUUCUAUGACAACCCCAUCCAGCUUGUUGGAAGAUCUGCUUUUCAACAUUUACCCGAACUAAGAACGCUGACUCUGAACGGCGCCUCACAAAUAACUGAGUUUCCUGAUUUAACUGGAACUGCAAGCCUCGAGAGUCUGACUUUAACUGGAGCCCAGAUCUCAUCUCUUCCUCAAACCUCCUGUGACCAGCUACCUGAUCUGCAAGUGCUAGAUCUAUCUUACAACCUGCUAGAAGAUUUACCCAGUUUUUCAGUCUGCCAAAAGCUUCAGAAAAUAGACCUGCGGCAUAAUGAAAUCUAUGAAAUUAAAGGUGACACUUUCCAGCAGCUGCUUAGCCUCCGAGCUCUGAAUUUAGCCUGGAACAAAAUUGCCAUCAUUCAUCCCAAUGCAUUUUCCACUUUGCCAUCUCUAAGAAAGCUGGACCUAUCCUCCAACCGCCUGUCGUCUUUUCCUGUAACGGGGUUACAUGGUUUAACUCACUUAAAAUUAACAGGAAAUCAUGCCUUACAGACCUUGAUAUCAUCUGAAAACUUUCCAGAACUCAAGGUUAUAGAAAUGCCUUAUGCUUACCAGUGUUGUGCAUUUGGAGUGUGUGAGAAUGUCUAUAAAAUGUCUAAUCAAUGGAAUAAAGAGGACAACAGCAGUACAGAUGACCUUCAUAAGAAAGAUGCUGGAAUGUUUCAAGUUCAAGAUGAGCGUGAUCUUGAAGAUUUCCUGCUGGACUUUGAGGAAGACCUGAAAGCCCUUCAUUCGGCGCAAUGCUCACCUGCCCCAGGCCCCUUCAAGCUCUGCGAGUACCUGUUUGGUAGCUGGCUGAUCAGAAUUGGAGUGUGGACCAUAGCCGUUUUGGCGCUGACUUGCAAUGCCUUGGUGACCUCGACCGUGUUCAGAGCCCCUCUGUACAUUUCCUCCAUAAAACUGCUCAUCGGGUUAAUAGCGGCAGUGAACAUGCUCAUGGGGGUCUCCAGCGCUGUGCUGGCUGGUGUGGACGCAUUCACUUUCGGCAGCUUCGCACAGCAUGGGGCGUGGUGGGAGCAGGGGGUCGGUUGUCAAGUCGUCGGGUUUUUGUCCAUUUUUGCUUCGGAAUCGUCUGUUUUCCUGCUUACCCUGGCAGCCCUGGAGCGUGGGUUCUCUGUGAAAUGCUCCGCAAAAUUCGAAAGGAAAACUCCUUUCUCCAGUCUGAAAGCAAUCAUUCUGCUCUGCGCGGUGCUGGCCUUGACCAUCGCCACGGUCCCGCUGCUGGGGGGCCGUGAGUUCAGCGCCUCCCCGCUCUGCCUGCCCUUGCCGUUCGGCGAGCCCAGCACCACAGGCUACAUGGUCGCGCUCGUCUUGCUCAACUCCCUUUGCUUCCUGGUGAUGACCAUUGCCUACACCAAGCUCUACUGCAGUUUGGAAAAGGGAGACCUGGAGAGUAUGUGGGACUGUUCUAUGGUGAAACACAUUGCUCUGUUGCUCUUCACCAACUCUAUCCUGUACUGCCCCGUGGCUUUCUUGUCCUUCUCCUCCUUACUAAACCUCACCUUCAUCAGUCCUGAAGUAAUUAAGUUUAUCCUUCUGGUGAUUGUCCCGCUUCCCGCGUGCCUCAAUCCCCUUCUCUACAUCCUCUUCAAUCCCCAUUUUAAGGAAGAUCUGGGGAGCCUGGGAAAGCAAACCCACUUCUGGACAAGAUCGAGAAACCCGAGCCUGAUGUCUAUUAACUCAGACGAUGUCGAGAAGCAGUCCUGUGACUCAACCCAAGCCUUGGUAACCUUCACCAGCGCCAGCAUCGCCUACGACCUGCCUUCCAAUGCCGUGCCACCACCGGCUUACCCGGUGACCGAAAGCUGUCACCUUUCAUCUGUGGCGUUUGUCCCAUGUCUCUAAUUAACCUGUGGAAGAAAAAGUUUUCAAACAGUGAGAACCCAAAAAUAUGAGAUUGGGUACAUCAGAGCAGUAACUAAAAAGAGCUGAGUGGAGACUUUGUUUUUGGUAUCUCUCGGUGCGGAAAAAGCUGAAAACCUGUUGAUACAGGAGAGUGAAAAAUAAGUCUAAAUGCUGCUUGUAUAAUUCAUUCAGAUAUAAGAGAGAGAUCAGCCACGCCAAUUAGGUAUGCCCAGAUUUUAAAAAGCAGAUUUGAAAUGUUCAAAUAAGAUUCUCCAUGAUUUCAACUGAAUUCUUUUUAAACCCACCCAUCUAAUUAUUUGGGGAGAGGGGCAGAACUACUUGCUUACAAAAGAGGUUUUAAACCUGAAAACCCCUUAAAAGAUGGUUAGAGGUGUUUGGAAAAUAGGGUUUUAAACGGCCGACAUUACUAAGUAGAGGCUGUGACCAGUAGGAUUUCAUUUUAAUGACCAUGUGGAUGUUUUAGCCUUUGUUUGCCUUUCCUCCCAAAGGAUCCUUCCAGGUCACCAAUCCCCUCUGAAUGGAUACUGUGGGGCAUUCUUAGUCAUAUUUACAUCGUUUUUUGACAUGCCACAUUUCAGCACCAGGUGGUUCCACCUCAGUGAAGUAAAACUGCCUACAAAUAUUUUGAAAGGAAAGUAAACUUAAAUUCUUAAAUUGCCAUGCAGGCCAUCAUGUAGAAGUGCGGUCGGUCAACUCUGUCUAAUUCCUUGUUAACUCCUUGUUGUCCAGCACUCAGAAUAAAAGGCCAUGGCUGGCAAUGGAAAGACCUAGAAAAAAUGGUGAGCAACCUGGGAGGAUUUUGGUGUGUUUGUUUGUUUGUAUUUCAGGUGCGUGCACACUUUUUGCAGGUGGUUUUAUCAGUCGAGUCAAACUAAUGUGCAUCUUAAGGAAAUGAUCAAAUGCACACCGACAUAAAUUAAAUCCACUGGCAUAAUAACUGCUCACACGUUCUCUCUAGUAGCUCUAGCAACGACGUCUGAAACCACUUUGGACUCAGCAGGGACUUGGUAACGUAUCCUGUUUCUUUAGCUCGGUUUUAGCUGUGCUGUCUCUGGACCAACCCACUUGAUGUCAGGAACAUGACUUCUCUGCUUAUUCCGUAUGUAAUACAUGUGUUAAGUAUUUUAAGAGACAAAAUUAUUAAAUACUAAAGGUCAAUGGAUUAAUUUGUAACUUCUAUUAUGCUACAUUAGCUUCAAGACAACCAAACCAAAAGAAUCUUAGGUAGAUUUAUUUUUAUAUAAGCAUGUCUAUUUUGAUCAGAUGUUUUAACUUGGAAUUGAAAAAAAAUACAUUUAUGAGAUGUUUUAUAAGAUGUGUAAAUAUAGAACUGUAUUUAUUACUACAGUAAAAAUUCAGUAACACUAAGGACCAUGAUAAUAAACCAUGUACAGUGGCGUAUUCUUCCAUAUAUAUUGUGUUUCUCUGCCCAUUUUCUUUAAAUUCAUUAACUGUAUAUAAUAUGUGUAAAUGUAUAGUACUUGUAAAUAGAUCCCAAACUUGCUUUUCUAUUGGGUACAAAAUAAAUUUGUCAUAAAAUGUGUGACUAUAAAACAAAAUAUCUUCAGCUCUUUUAUUGAGUCCACAGGCAAAUACAUGGUCUCCUAAAUGUUUUUUAUUUCUGGUGUGUAAGUACAUUUGCUAUGGAAGUAUUUGCACCUUAAUAUUUUAGGUAUUUUUGACUUAUCUCAAGAAGUAGACCCUUCACAAGGACCUCAAAAUAUAUUUACCAACUCCUGGGUUGUGUUAAGUAGGACUAAUAAGCCAUUUUGUCAUGGCAAAUGACUUGGUGAAGUUUAUUGUCCCCAGUGAGAGUUCGGAUUUCAUAGCCAGAAGCUAUUUCUUUUAUAAUGUAAAAAGAAAAAAAACUCCACAACUAGAAAGAAAUAUAUAAAUAACAAAUCAAUCUUAAAAUUAUUCAACAGGAACAUGAGUUUUCUAUAAAUUCUUCCUUUAAAAAAAUCAUAUUUCAUGACCACAUCAAGGCCAAAACAUUUUCUAAGGACAUGCGAUUCUCAGGGCACAAAGAAAUGCACUGUUCCCCUUCAGUUCCCAUCCCCCAAAACACAAGAAAUGAAAUGAUUUUCCUAACAUCUUGUGCCAAACCCUCUCAGCUUCAGCCAUGAUUCCUGCUGUCCCCAUACAGAUCGCAAAACGAAACUGUCAGAGCUGGUUGGAGGCCUGGCAUUAUUGCUAAGAUGACCCAUAUUUAAUGAGCACCCUCAGGGUAGCUGGCACUGAGAUCGCCACCCAGCCAUAGGCUAGAACCAUAUGCUUCAACCUAACCGAGUUACCAGGCAUCCAAUGGUGUCUACUGUGCAGCCCGCACUUGGUUUGUCUUCAGCUGAAACAAGGGCUCUACCAUGAUCUCACUCCUCCGACCCCAGAUGGUGGAUACAAAAGUUGCUUCUAGAACAAUGGAUCUCAGUCCUCCUUCUCAACAUACUUGCUUCUGGGUACCUAAAGUUCGGAACAAAUCCUGGCAGCCCACCUCUUUCUGCCCCUCUCAGGAAAACACAAGUCAGUAAUGUCAUUUUUUCCAAAAGGGGAAAAAAAUCCAUUCUAACGUAUUUCUUUAAAAAUCCACAAACUCUAUUACUUUAUUAGCAAAAAUUAGUUAUAAUACAUCUCACACCAAACACUGUUCUAUUGAGUGUCUGAUAAAUGCUCUCCACUAUGUUACAGUAAGUCAGAAGGGCUGGAAUUAUGUCCACAAAUCAAUCAACCUACAGUGAAAAGAAAAAAAAGAAUAAACUCGACAGAUGGAACAACAGCAAAAACAAAAACGGAAGAUCGUCAAUGGGUGGGUUAGCCUAAAGUAAGUGGUUAACUUUACGUUUUCAAAAUGGAUUCAUGGGGCGCCUGGGUGGCCCAGUCGUUAAGCGUCUGCCUUCGGUU
This is a messenger RNA of Ailuropoda melanoleuca (giant panda), 5950 nucleotides long. RefSeq names its product leucine rich repeat containing G protein-coupled receptor 5 (gene LGR5). Gene Ontology annotation, biological process: positive regulation of canonical Wnt signaling pathway; hormone-mediated signaling pathway; adenylate cyclase-activating G protein-coupled receptor signaling pathway. The coding region runs from base 308 to 3031 and encodes 907 amino acids. The record is from RefSeq and is a predicted model, not a curated record. Gene Ontology annotation, molecular function: protein-hormone receptor activity; G protein-coupled peptide receptor activity; protein binding. Gene Ontology annotation, cellular component: plasma membrane. NCBI's taxonomy places the organism in Eukaryota, Metazoa, Chordata, Mammalia, Carnivora, Ursidae. The transcript has 18 exons.